Messenger RNA from Leguminivora glycinivorella, 3337 nucleotides. RefSeq names its product lysosomal acid phosphatase-like. The record is from RefSeq and is a predicted model, not a curated record. Gene Ontology annotation, biological process: dephosphorylation. Gene Ontology annotation, molecular function: phosphatase activity. Lineage: Eukaryota; Metazoa; Arthropoda; Insecta; Lepidoptera; Tortricidae. The transcript has 6 exons. The coding region runs from base 245 to 1456 and encodes 403 amino acids.
UACAAAGCAAUGAGAAACCUGCCGAGAACAAGAUAAUUUAUAUGCUUUAAAUGGAAGUGAAAUAACUACCGCUUUACCACGAUUGUUAUUUAAAGAAACAGAUACUGUUUUUUUGUCAAUUUAAGUUCAAUGACUAACAGAUAUUUCGAUCGGAACACAAUGUGUUAAAAAAUUCAUGGACAUAUUGAUGUUUUUGAGGAUAUCGCUUUAGUGGUUUGCUAAGUGGGUUGUUAUUGUUUACGUAAUGGAGUACGACAAUGACGAGAACACUUGGCGGCGGCCGUCCGCGCAGAAGGCGGAGCGGUCGAAGUGCAACCAGAUCCCGAAGCGAUCCACCACGGUGGCCGUGGUGGUGCUGGGGCUGGCCGUCAUGAGCUGCCUGCUCGGCUACUGCGUGCUCAGCGAGACGCUGCCUUACGAGUCCAGGACCUUACGACUUGUCAUCAUUUUUUUUCGCCACGGAGCUAGAACCCCAAAUUCAAGUUAUAAGACUGAUCCUUUCAAAGCAUACCAAUGGCCAGAAGGCUUGGGAGGUCUUACCAAUACUGGCAAACUUCAAUUGUAUGAGCUAGGAAAGAAAUACCGGAGUUAUUAUGCCAAUUUCAUUGAUGAAGAAUACUACGAAAAAGAUGUGCAAGUGAGAAGCAGUGACAAAUCCAGGUGUCUUAUGAGUGCUGCUACAUUCCUGGCCGGCCUGUACCCUCCCACCGAGCGGCAGAUAUGGAACCCUGAGCUGAUGUGGCAACCUAUCCCCAUUCACUCCUUACCAAGAGAGUUAGAUAAUAUUGUUGCUAGUACUAAACCUUGUAAAGUAUGGAAAGCUAUGUAUGAAGAAUUACUCGAGAAAUCUAAUAAAGAUGCAAAAUACUCGAAACUUUUCGAAUAUUUGAGCAAUCAUACAGGCCAAGAUAUGCACAGUGUGUUGGAAGUUGAUUUCCUGUACAGCACCUUUCAGUGUCAGCAAGAAGCCGGGCUGAAGAUACCUGAGUGGACUAAAAACUACUUUCCUAAUCAAAUGAGGUCUGCAUUCAUGCAGAGUCUGGCCUUGCUUGCUCACAACCACACUUUACAGAGAUUCAAAGUAGGUCCGCUGUUGAGUGAGGUGCGGGAGAACCUGGAGAAGUGGGCGCAGUACAGCGGCGAGGGUCCCGCGCCGCGCUCGCUGCUCGUGUACUCGGGCCACGACGUGAACGUGGUGGCGCUGUGGCGCGCGCUCAACUACACCGAGCUGCUGGAGCCCGAGUACGGCGCCAGUCUGCUCCUCGAACUGCACGAGGAGCUCGACCAGGGAUUCUUUGUCAAGGUGUUUUACCGGAAUAAUACGAAGAUAGAAGUACCAAUGGAGUUGAAACUGUCCUUCUGUGAUGAGCCGUGCCGCUACAGCGACUUCUUGCAGUACAUCGACACGCUGAUCCCCAAGGACUGGGAGGUGGAGUGCCAGAACGCCGCGCACUGAACGACCCGUCUUCGAAUGCCGUGCGAGUUGCUACUGGGUGAAUAUUCAACCAAUUUUUCAUAAUUACUGUUUCGCAGCAUGAAUUGUUACAAGUGAUGAUACUCGGAAGUAACUUUUCAUGUAAACCUAAUGUACCGGUCCUGAGAAGAUAACUAUAUUUUGAUUCGGAUGUCUACCAUCUUUAUUUUACUGAAACAUGCGCGGAUCCGGGGGGGGGGUCAUGAUCCCCUUUACCACGUGGACCCCCCCGGGCACGAAGCUGGAUCCGCGCUUGUACUGAAAGGCUACACACGUGCCACGCCUUUCGGCAAUUGAUUAUAUGAUAUUUAGUACCUUUUGCGUACCGAAUGACAAGUUUAGGGGUAUUAGAUAUAUCGAUGUUACUAAUGGUACCUACAGAAUAGGUUACCUCUUGUUAAUGAUAAUUGUUAAUCUAAAUCUCGAAUGUCAAAUUUUGGUGUUGCAAGAAAUAAUAUCAGACUACACCAUUUUUAGGGUUCCGUAUUUGUGAUAGAUUUGCUCCAUCCAUGUCCUGAACGUCGUAUCGGCACUUUUGGAAAAUACAGAGUCUUUACGAUAACGAUUUGAUUGUUUCCUCAAUUUGUCGUUAAACUCUCAUACAAAAAUAAAUGUAUAAUAAUAAGUAUUCCUGUAUUACUUAAUGAAAUCUGAAUGUUGGUAUCUAACUGAGAAAAUAAGUGCACUUCAGUGAUUUUACGUGUACCUAACUCACUAGCCGACGGAAUAUAGAAUUCUUGCCUCUAGGCGCUAGCGCUACCUCUAGGAAUACCGACCCUACCUAAACACGACAGAUGCCUUAUGAAUUGCCUAUCGUGCCGGUCUACAAGUAAAUGUUGCAAGGAUUUUAAUGCAGCAUAUGUGAUAAGAGAGACUACUAAAUAGCUAGGAAGACAAGUAGCCCUCAGAGCCGGUAAUAGCUACCAACUACUUCAGCGUAGUGAAGAUAUUAAUUUGAUUACAUUCUCGUUAUGUAAUGUACAUAUUGCAAAAGUGUACCAAACAAAAGUAGAUUAAAUACUACAAACACUACAAACAAAUGUAAAAUAUUAACUUCAAUUUCAUACACUUACGAUGGUAGCGGUUACCAGCCCUCAAGUAACUAUAUCUAAGCCAGUUUCCAAUAAGAAUAGGCUAAAUUCAAACCAAUAAUAAAAUGUACCGAAAAAAACUAAAUUUUAAAUGACAAAACUGAGAAGAAAUACUUCUUACUAGCUAUAAUCUGGCUUGAAAAGAUUCACCAGGAGGACCUAAAUUAGUUUAUUUGUACCCUAUUUUGUUGCCAAUGUGUUUCCAGUUCAGACUGUCUAGCUCCUUCCGAACAUCCAUUCCAAAAUAUUUUUUCCAAGCUCUUUUUGGGGUUCCGUAUUUUCCUUUAAUUUUUCUCAAUCUCCACUUUUCGCAUAAGUCAUCUAUGUUUCUAACAACUCUCCCCGCCUGCCUUAAUAUGCCCAUUACCCUUGUCUUAGGCCCAACAAUGCUCGUUGGGCGGACGUGCAUCCCAUAAUGUGGGUUUAGUUUGGGUACUAAAUUCAUAUGUUUGAUCUUCAUACAUUUCACGGUUUCUUUGGCAUAGUGAGCUGAAGCGGAAUCAAGUCAGAACAUAGUAACUCAUGCCCAAAUCAAGGAUAUCCUAAGGAAUACGAGAAGAGUUAUCAGAUACAUUGGUGACUUACGGAUGAGGUAGAAUCCUGCAGCAAAAAAUGUGAAAAAAUGUUUGGAAAAGUUAUUUUGGCAGGGGUUCGCAAGAAGCUGUACAUUGACCUGGAAAUACAGUGGCGACAAAAAAGUGUAAAAGUAAGCUAAUUUAGGUCCUCCAGGCAGGCAAUCAUGGUCGCAUGAUAAACGAUAAAACGUCAGGCC